Echinococcus granulosus is the source of this 2808-nucleotide messenger RNA. RefSeq names its product cGMP-dependent protein kinase 2. Lineage: Eukaryota; Metazoa; Platyhelminthes; Cestoda; Cyclophyllidea; Taeniidae. The transcript is spliced from 17 exons. Gene Ontology annotation, molecular function: ATP binding; cGMP-dependent protein kinase activity. Gene Ontology annotation, biological process: protein phosphorylation. The coding region runs from base 1 to 2808 and encodes 935 amino acids. The record is from RefSeq and is a predicted model, not a curated record.
AUGGCUUCGCACAACAGCUUCGACAAUCAAGCUCUAGCCGUGCUUGACCGGCACCCCCAAUCACCCUCAUCACCUCCAGUCGACUCCUCACCCAACCUCCUGAAUGCGACCUCCUCAGCCCACUUAUUUGCUCAGCCCGUUCUUCCCCUCAACCUGCGGCCUUCAGUGGACGACUACAAGACGCCCCCUCCCGUCCCACCCCACCAGAACACUGCGGCCUCCAGCACCACCGCCACCACCACCACUACCCUGGCCACCGUCCUUCAACCCUCGUAUUCCGCUAUCAAUUCCUCAGACUGCAUCCUCAUCGACGGUCAGCUGCAGUCGGUGGAGGGCGUCCAGAGCCUAGUGGCUCAUUUACGGGAGGAGAUCGCUCUACGCAACACCCAGAUCGCCCGUCUGACAGGCGAGGUCGAAAGUCUGCGUCGCAUAGUAGGCGACCGCGAUCGAGAUGUGGAUCAGCUAAAGUCGGUGCUUGACCAAAAGUACAUCCCGAUGGUGGCUGUAAACGGCACCAAUCACAGCAGUAGCAGUAGCAGUAACAAUAAUGUUGCCAACACCUCGGCGGGCGUGAGCGCGGUCGAGGAGGGCAUGGAGUACGGGGAGGGCGGUGUGGCACCCCUUCACAUGAUGUCCUCAUCCCAGCCCACUACCAUGCCCCCCGCACGCAUUAAGAAGCAGGGCGUGUGCGGGGAGAGCGUUUCGCGCAAUGCCAACAUCGGAUUCAUUCAUUAUGAGAAGGACCAUAACUCACGGUCGUUGAUUUACAACGCGAUUACCAGCAACGAUUUCCUCAACAACCUGGAGCAGAGCCAGAUCGAGGAGAUUGUCCUCUGCAUGUACGAGAAGCGCGUCAACAAGGGCUGCUUCAUAAUCCGCGAAGGGGAGCCGGGUGAUGCGCUCUACGUCACUGCAGAAGGCCUACUAGAAGUGCUGAAAGGCAAUCAGGUUAUUGGACAAAUGGAGGUGGGUCGCGCCUUCGGUGAAAUGGCCCUCCUCUAUAACUGUAACCGAACCGCCUCGGUCAAAGCCCUUACGAACGCCAAGUUCUGGACGCUUGACCGAAGAGUCUACCAACAGAUAAUGAUGAAUUCCUCUGUUCACAAGCAUAAGGAAAACUUCCAAUUCCUUUUGAGUGUAUCAGACUUUAAGAACCUAUCACAAAGAAAGCUCCAUAAGUUGGCAGACGUUCUGGAACUGAUUUACUACCCGGGUAACGAGUACAUCAUUCGUCAGGGCGAGGUUGGUGAGACCUUCUUCAUCAUUCACUCCGGUCAGGUAAAAAUCACUCAGUCGAAAGUACCAGGCGAACCGCCACAAGAUAUUCGUUUUCUUGGGGCCGGCGACUGGUUUGGUGAACGCGCGCUCUACACACGAGAUAAACGGAGUGCAAAUGUUGUCGCCAUGCCUCCUGGUGUCCACGUUCUCUGUCUCGAUCGGAGCAAUUUCAUUCAUCUUAUUGGGGACUUGAAUGAAAUCAAAUCUCGCGAAUACGGCGAUUCCAAUCAAAGUCUUCUUAGUCAAUCGCCGGCCACAGACGUGGAGGACUCCUUCAGUUCGGGGGAAAAGCGUGCGUCAAUGACCUCGCAGUUGUCGACGGAGGAGAGUGCAGUAGGAGGAGCAGGGGGGUCGGGGGUCACGAAUCUCUCGCCCUUCUUCUCCACCGUGCCCCAUGCACCCUCAAAGCGUGGCUCCAGUGCAUUGGCGGAGAGAGACACGGGCGUCGGCAACGCCCGCGCCUCCGCUACGCGGGAGAACAUCAAGUAUGAGGACCUCGUCCCUGUGGCCAUUCUCGGUAUCGGCGGCUUCGGACGUGUCGAACUGGUGGUUUUAAGGUACGAUCCGACGAAGUCGUUUGCCUUGAAGUGCAUGAAAAAGAAGCACAUUGUGGAUACUCGACAGGAGAAGCACAUCUUCUCUGAAAGGAAUCUCAUGUUUGAAAUUAAGUCCUCUUUUGUUUGUCGCUUGUACGCUACUUAUCGAGACGCCAAGUAUGUCUAUAUGCUUUUGGAGGCCUGUCUUGGUGGUGAGAUAUGGACAAUACUUCGCAAUCGGCCUCUGGAGGGAUUUGUGUUUGUCUGUGGAUUGAAAAUUGAGGCUGUGGCGUUGUCUUUUCGUGAUGAUGCGGUUGCAUGUUACUUGCCUUUUAGUGGAAACUUUGACGAUAACAUCACUCGGUUUAUCGUGGCAAGUGUGCUGGAAGCCUUCACAUACCUCCACACUAAUCACAUCAUCUACCGCGAUCUGAAACCGGAAAACCUCCUUCUUGACGGACGAGGUUACAUAAAACUGUGCGAUUUCGGUUUUGCCAAGAAAAUAAGUCCGGGAAAAAAGACGUGGACCUUCUGUGGAACUCCUGAGUACGUCGCUCCCGAAAUCAUUCUCAACAAGGGCCACGAUCACUCCGCCGACUACUGGUCUCUGGGCAUCCUUAUGUUCGAACUUCUCACAGGAAGUCCGCCCUUCACGGGGAUGGAUCCCAUGAAGAUAUAUAACAUCAUCCUCCGCGGCAUCGACGCUAUCAUGUUUCCGCCAUUCCAAAUCAACCGGACGGCGACGGCACUCAUUCAUCGACUCUGUGCGCAGAACCCAGUGGAACGCCUUGGCUAUGGCCGUGGAGGCAUUGUGGACAUCAAACAACACAAAUACUUUCAGGGAUUCGACUGGAUUGGGCUGUGCAGAGGCACACUUCAAGCGCCAAUCCUGCCAAAGAUCUCGGGGCCCACCGACGUCUCAAAUUUCGAUCAUUAUCCUGAUAUCACAGACGUACCGCCAGAUGAGCUCUCGGGCUGGGAUGCGGAGUUCUAA